Messenger RNA from Bombus pyrosoma, 375 nucleotides. RefSeq lists its product as uncharacterized. Lineage: Eukaryota; Metazoa; Arthropoda; Insecta; Hymenoptera; Apidae. The annotation marks the transcript as partial. The transcript has a single exon. Gene Ontology annotation, molecular function: catalytic activity. The record is from RefSeq and is a predicted model, not a curated record.
AUGGUGGUUUAUAAUCAGGACACAAAAAGGACAUGGAAAGAAAUAGAGGAAAGGGUAGACAGGAGAGAAGAGGAAAUGAUCAUCGGCGGAGACUGGAACGCAAGAACGGGAGAAGAGGGAGGGCCGAUAAACGAGGACCUAGGGAAAGAUAAAAGCAGGCGAUCAAAAGACAAGACAAUAAACAUGGAAGGAAGAACUCUGCUAAAGUACAUGGAAGAGAGAGGCUGGAUGAUAAUCAAUGGCAAAGGUAAAGAAGGAGAGAAGUGGACCUAUAUUGGGGAGAGAGGAAACUCAGUAAUAGACUAUGUGAUUAGCAAUCCGGAGGCGACAGAAGAAAUAAUUGACAUGAAAGUAGGAAAAAGAACAGAGUCGGAC